Scomber japonicus (chub mackerel) is the source of this 7793-nucleotide messenger RNA. It is a transcript of the gene sox6, whose product is annotated as SRY-box transcription factor 6. Gene Ontology annotation, molecular function: RNA polymerase II cis-regulatory region sequence-specific DNA binding; DNA-binding transcription factor activity, RNA polymerase II-specific. Gene Ontology annotation, cellular component: nucleus. Gene Ontology annotation, biological process: regulation of transcription by RNA polymerase II; cell fate commitment; positive regulation of chondrocyte differentiation. The transcript is spliced from 17 exons. NCBI's taxonomy places the organism in Eukaryota, Metazoa, Chordata, Actinopteri, Scombriformes, Scombridae. The coding region runs from base 318 to 2660 and encodes 780 amino acids. The record is from RefSeq and is a predicted model, not a curated record.
AGAGAGAGAUAAAGAACAGAUAGGCGAACAACAAAAGGUACUUGUAGUUUUGGACAGCUUAACUUCACAGAGUGUGCAGGAUCUCCUCAUAUGGCCCCGUGUGAACAGACUUAAGUUUUCGCUCAACAGAUAGCCCAGUGAUCAUUUUCUAGAAAGUAUAGCCGAGUCUAGUUGUCUUUACGCACGGAAAAGGACGCACAAUUAUCUUCUCCAAGGCUGAGAUCAUCAAGGUCAUUUACAUGAAUUCAAAACCAACCUACCAGUGAUCGCUGGAAGCUGGGGAUUGAGUCUUUCAGUUUUUAACCCCACACGCUGACAUGGAGGGCUUUCUUCGUAGCAGCUUUUUACUGAGCAGAGUCAUGUCUUCCAAGCAAGCCACGUCUCCUUUUGCCUCUGUGGUUGAUGGAGAUGAUGCCAUAAGUCAGGAGCACUUAUCUUGGGAGAAAGAGGAGAGUGCUGAGGCUCAUUGCACACCGCAGCUGCCACUGCACAGCCUGCUCCACGGAAAAGCCCACCCCGAUGAAAUGCAGCCGCUAAGCAGUGUACCGCCAGAGAGUGACUGGGACAGCCUGGUGUCAGCCCAGCAGCGUAUGGAAUCUGACAGCAAUAAAGUAUGUUCCCUCUACUCCUUCCGGAACAAUUCCACUUCCCCGCACAAGCCUGAGGAGGGGGCCCGGGAUCGAAGUGACCUGCUGAGCGGAUCAGCGUUUGGAACUCCUGAGCGCCGCAAAGGAAGCCUGGCAGACGUAGUGGACACGCUGAAGCAGAAGAAGCUGGAGGAGAUGACAAAGACAGAGCAAGACGAGUCCUGCAUGGAGAAACUACUUUCAAAAGACUGGAAAGAGAAGAUGGAGAGGCUCAACACCAGCGAACUCCUGGCAGAAGUAAAAGGUACUCCAGAGAGCCUGGCAGAAAAGGAACGCCAGCUCUCCACAAUGAUCACCCAGCUGAUCAGCCUGCGAGAGCAGCUUCUGGCUGCCCACGAUGAACAGAAGAAGCUCGCUGCCUCACAGAUGGAGAAACAGAGGCAGCAAAUGGAGUUAGCGCGUCAGCAGCAGGAGCAGAUUGCAAGACAACAGCAGCAGCUUCUACAGCAGCAGCACAAAAUCAACCUCCUCCAGCAGCAGAUCCAGCAGGUCCAGGGUCACAUGCCUCCGCUCAUGAUCCCCAUUUUUCCACACGACCAACGCACUCUGGCAGCAGCAGCCGCCGCCCAGCAAGGUUUUCUCUUCCCUCCGGGAAUGUCUUAUAAGCCAGGUGAUAACUACCCAGUGCAGUUCAUUCCAUCCUCAAUGGCAGCUGCAGCAGCGUCAGGACUCAGCCCCCUCCAGCUUCAGCAACUGUAUGCCGCCCAGCUUGCCAGCAUGCAGGUCUCUCCUGGAGCCAAGAUGCCUCCACUCCCCCAGUCCCUCAAUGCGAGUGGGCCCAUUUCUCCCUCCUCUCUGAAGAAUGACAAGAGUUCCUCCAGCCCCAUCACUCAAGUCAAGGAGGAGGGAACACAGCCUCUCAACCUUUCUGCCCGGCCAAAGACGACAGAUCUGGUCAAAUCCCCGACAUCGCCGACACAAAACCUGUUCCCCGGCUGUAAAAGCAGCCCAAACAAUCUUGUCAGCAAGGGUGGUAUCUCCAGCCCACUCGGAGGCGGCUUGGGCCGAGGCUCUUCUUUGGACAUCCUGUCCAGCCUAAACUCUACCGCAUUGUUCGGGGACCAGGACACAGUGCUGAAGGCCAUCCAGGAGGCUCGUAAAAUGAGGGAGCAGAUCCAGAGGGAACAGCUGCAACACCACCAGCAGGGCAUGGAGGCAAAACUAUCCGCCCUCAGUUCAGUGGGCCUCAACAACUGCAGAAUUGACAAAGAAAGGGCGCAUUUUGAGAGCAUUGGACACCACCUCGGCAAGCUGGGUGAGGAAGGAAAAAUCGGCCACAGAGUUAUUGACCUCACCAGGCCAGAGGAUCUUGAUGGAGGUGCUGGAUCUACUGAGGCACGUGUCUUCAGGGAAUCCCGAGGAAGGAACAACAACGAGCCCCACAUUAAAAGGCCAAUGAACGCAUUCAUGGUGUGGGCCAAGGAUGAGCGGCGCAAGAUUCUCCAGGCCUUCCCCGACAUGCACAAUUCCAACAUAAGCAAGAUUUUGGGUUCUCGGUGGAAGUCCAUGUCCAACCAGGACAAGCAGCCAUACUACGAGGAGCAGGCCCGUCUGAGCAAGCUUCACCUAGAGAAGUACCCAAACUACAAGUACAAGCCGCGGCCCAAGAGGACCUGCAUUAUUGACGGAAAAAAACUUCGCAUAGGAGAGUACAAGCAGAUGAUGCGCUCACGGCGACAAGAGAUGAGGCAGUUCUUCACUGUGGGGCAGCCGCCACAGAUUCCCAUCACCACCAGCGCCAGCAUGGUCUAUCCUGGGGCCAUCACCAUGGCGACUACUACACCCUCACCUCAGAUGACAUCAGAGUGCUCCAGUGCCUCGGCGAGUCCUGAGCCAUCCAUUCCUGUCAUUCAGAGCACCUAUAACAUGAAGCUGGAGCCCAACACCAUAGCAAACAAUAGUGAGCCAGUCAACGGCGAGGAUGAGAUGGACAUGUACGAGGAUUUUGAGGAUGAGCCGAAAUCAGACUAUAGUAGUGAAAAUGACACACAAGAGCAAGUCAGCGCCAACUGAGGCCUCUUUAACUGAAGAGGCCUACGCAGACACAACAGUCAUUCAGGAGGAUGCCCAGGGGCUGGUCUGAUCUGAGGGAGGGAAAGAGCAAAAGAGAACAAAACUACCACACAAAGGUUUAAAAAAAAAAAAAAAAAAAAGAAGAAGAAGAAAAAAAAAAGAAAAAAAAGAAAUGAUGAUACAUCAUUCAUGAGCCAGCAUGCAGAUGUGGCUUCAUUAGAAUCAAAAGCUAUUUGGUCUUAAGUGUUUCUUCAAGUGUGUGAAGCAGUUUGGUUGUGGUAAUUAUUUUAUUUUAUUUUUUAAUCUCAUUGUUUAUUUUUUCAUUGUGAUCAUGGACAUUUAAACAAUACAGUUAUUGCCUAGAACAAAAGAUGGAACUUGAAAUUGAGCAUUUGAUAUGAACCUAUAAUUCUUAGUCAUUUACCGUGUUUUUUCUCUUCAAUUAGAUGAUUUUGAUAUAUUACAUAACUGUUCAAGAUGGGAAUAAUAUUCUCACUCAGGUAUAGUGUGCCAGCCAACAGCUUGUGAAUGUUUUUAAUCAAGAGUUAAAUAUUACCAGUACAAAAUAUCUCAAAAUUACAUGGAGUGAUUCCAACGUAUUGCAGAGGCAAGUAACACAUUAUCAUUAUUAGUAUUAUUAUUAUUAUUACAGAUUUGUUGUUAUUGUUAUUACACAAACUGCAUGAUUUAGUGCAUAAGUGCCAAACAUUUCAAGUUGUUUCUAAAUUCUGUUAGGCAAAGUGUUUCUGGGAGAGGCUUUGUGAGUCUUAGACAAUCUCUUGAUCUCUUAAUGCAGCUUCAUUAUACAGUCUUUCUCUAAUUUACCCUAACAAAAUAAACAAAUAAAACUCAGGAACUUGUAGGCAGCAGGCUCUUCAAGAGGUUUUGCGACAUAUUUGGGUGGUGCUUGUCAUGCUAGCUGUUCUCUGGGGAGCCCAAUGCAGUGAUCAUCAAUUUAAUUGACCAGCCCUUUCAUUUCCCUAUCCCAGUCCACACUGGACUACCCAGUACUGUGGCGUCCUUCGCUCAUUUCCAGUUCCACAAUCAAGUCUGAAUCACCAAGUUCUUAAUCUGAGUGAUUGUAAUCAGGCCAGAAUGCUAAAGGGCCAAAGGCCUCCAAUCUGUUGGAUUGGAACAGCAGCAAAAGGAAGCUUUGGGGGCAUUACAAUCUCAAAUUGAUGUUGUACAAUGUGUACAACAGUACAUUCUGUUAAACGCUUUAGCCCCAUUUGGAAGGGAUGUUUAAAGUCUUAGGUCUUAGAAUGUCAUUUUUUCCAAUCUUAAUUCUUUUUAGACAUUGUAAAUCUUAAAGUGACACUAAGAAGUCUUAAAGUAGAGCACGGUCAUUGGGUUGAUGCAAUGAGUUGAUUACUGUAGUAGUCUUAAGAGGAGUGGCAGUUUAUGAGGAUAUUUCUUAACAGAAAAAGGCUAAAAUCAUGUUUGUUUCUUAAAAUACCCUGCCCAUGUACACAUGACGAAGGCAACUUAAAACACAGAUUUUUGCAGUAUAGCACUUUGAGCCUUAUUUUGUUCUUUUUAAUCAUCUUACCAGCUUUUAUAAAACACUUAUUUCUUGCGUUUAAAAGAGACACGCAUGCAAUGACUCCCAAACAAGGGGCAAAAGUUCUCUAUCCUGUUUUCAGCUAAAAAGAUGACAAGUGUUGACCUUUUUGAGACCGCAGCUAGAUAAAGCUCCUCGCGUAGCCAAGGCCCUUCAUUUUGAGACUCAGAUCCUCUUUACAGGGCAGAAGGUCUAAGUGGCUCCCCUCCCUGCCAUGCCCUGCUCUGACCCCUGCCCGUGGCAACCUAAGCACCCAGGGGGCGCCAUCUGGCUCAGAGAAGGAGAAAACACCAGGGAGGGAUACAAAACAAUAAAAAAAAUGGGGUGUGUUUCCCUCAUUGUGCUCUCCAUCAAAGUGCUGGAAGUGAGGCCUCAACAGGGCUCCCACCCAGGCCCAAUCACCAGGCACUGGCGAGCAGAUGGAACAAGUACAUCAAGCUGUGGGGGAUUAUUAAAAUGACUGACGACUGGGUAUCAUCUGAAAUACAGCAUUAUUAAUGCAUGAGUCCAGCUAUUCCCCUCCCUUGCCCUUGAACCUGUCCAUUUCAGAGAGUGCGCAGAGCUUUUUGAAGGAUCUGAAUGGCUGGUCACUGGCUUUAACUGGUCAAGAUCCCCACUGCUGGUCACUGCAUUUCCUCCUAACUAAUUGGUACAGAUGGCUCUUUAUAUCUCUUUAGUACUAUUAAGUUCUAUACUUUUAUUGUCAGUACCCAUUCAUUGCUGGUUUGUGUUGUUUCUACUUUUAGAAGUCUUGUAGGUUUUUUUAACCACCUCAUUGAUAAUUCCUAUUUUAUUUUAUUUUUUUCCCAUCACAUCUUUUCUACAUUGUUCUCAAUUUGAGAUACAAGUUAUUUUAAGGAUGCUCUCCAACAAACAACCCAAGUGGAUUUCCCUCAAAGUCAACCUGUUUUUGCUCCUGGUGGUUAGAUUGAUUUGUAUGCGAUUGUAAAUAUUUUCAUGACCACGCCACACAGAUUUGGUGGGCUGGUAUUUAAAAAGGACUUCACGGAACUGAAACUUGACUGUGCUUAUACAGCAAAAAAAAAAAAAAAGACAAAAAAAGACAAAAAAAAAAAGACAAAAAAGGAAAGAAAAAAAUGACAAACAAGUACUCACAAGGAGACAAUGUUUCAUAAGUGUUAUAAGCACUGGAUAUAAAAUUGUAUUUUUAUCAAUUCUGAUUAAUGUGAAGCUGUCUGAGGAAAAACACCAUGAAUUAACAAAAUUCUCCAGUUGGACUCAAGUGGGUUUGCUCUCACAGUUGCCAGAUUUUAGUCUUUUUUUUUGUCUACUUAUUUUGUUUAUUUAUGCAAAGACACAUGUGAUGAAUGAACACUUUGUUUAAGCUUCAGGGCAGCCUAGGGGAGAGACUCUGCACAAGGAAGUGAGCAGAAAAUUCAACAGCAGGCUUGGUUAGCCGUGAAACACCAGACUUCAGUGCAUUGCAUAUUGUAUUUGAAACUGUAGAGUAUCAACAUAUUGUAUUUAUUAUUAGCCACUGCUGGCUCUAAAAUUGUCAGUAAAAAAAAAAAAAAUUAAACAACAACAACAAAUGGACAAUCAGAGAAAUAGAAAAAAAAACAACAAAAAAAAUGACGAAUUGGAGCUAAAAAUGUUUUUCAGUGAAUUCACCAUCUCAUUUAGAUUUUAUUGUAAAUAUAACAUAGGAAAUAUAUUUUUGUUCACACGUAUUUAGUGAAGUAUAAGUUAUGUAUUUGGCAGUUUUCUUUUCUUUUCUUUUAUGUUUUAUUUUUGUACGUGGUUUCAUGUUUUUAAAACCAGACAAGUCACUGUACCUCAUGUAGAUGCUGAAUUUUUCUGCUUAUUGGAAGAAAGCAGUAUUGGACCUGAGAAAGAGAGAAGCACCUCAUUUGCUUAUGUUUUGAUAAUCCUCCCUGGACUAUUCAAAGAACCAAUCAAAAUGAAAGCUAUACUUAUUAAAACUUGUUAACAUAAUGGAGUCAUUACAAGUAAGGUACUCGUUUAAACAACAAGCACUUGAUGUAAAAGAACUACUCAAUAAUUUGUUUCCAAUCAUGAUGCAAUCUAGGUGGUAUGCUGUAUAUCCUCACUUGUGUUUUGCGUUUAAUACAGCGCUCAUAGAAUGUGGCAAAUUUCUCAUGAAGAGCUGAUGUCAUCCUGAAAAAUGUGCAUGCAUUUGGCUUGCAUUUACAUUAUCAUAUUAAACAAAUGUGUUCUUAAGAAUGAUUGUUUUAAACACAAGUGAUGUUUUUAUACUCUUUUGAAAGGUGGGAACGUGCAUAUAUUUAUUUGUUUUAAUGUGGCAAAGAUGCACAAAAACUGUGCAUUAUCUUUAGUCUAUUCUAUCCUUGCCAAUUUUUUUGUAUGUUGCUGAUUUUUUAAAUGACUAUCCAGCCAUCUGCAAAUGUAGCCCUCACAAUUGUUUUCUCUUAAUCCACUUGUUAGACAUGCAAAUGGUUUGAAUGAACAACUGAAGACAUAAGCUUGUAUGCUGUUUCAACAUUACUUACUGUAAUUUGAUUUUUUUUUUUUUUCUGUCUGAACUUCGUGAUGUAUAUGGUGGGAAUGUUCUCUGUGUUAAUUUAAUCAGCACAAUUCACUGACAUGCUGGACUGACAUGCUAGCUGCUGUUCAGAAGUGUAAAAUUUGUUGUUCAGGGCAACAUUUAUAGUUGUCUUUGGUACUUUGCUGUUUAGAGUUGUCUCUCAAGCAACACUGUGUGUGGCUCUUCUAUCACUGAAGCCGUUUAAAAAAAAUUGCUGGCAGUCUGAUACAAUUUUCUGCAUAGAAAUCUUUUUUUUUUUUGUUUUUGUUUUUUUGUUUGUUUUUUCCUGGCAGGUACCUAGGCCAAUGGCAAGUAUUGUUUGAGUGUUAUUAGAGAAAAUGAAAUACAUAGUGUCUGUUGCUGCUUUUAAAAAAAAGUUUAUGUCUGAAUAUGUAAAUAGUUUAUCAUAAUAUCUUGUACAGUCCAAUGUAAAGUUUUUAAUUCAACUUAAAAAAAAUGUUGUCAUUACAUUUGUGUUCACAUUCUUUAUACAGUACAAAAGAUCAAUUAUUUGCUAGGGGUAUUAUUGCUAAAAAGAAAAAAAGAAAAAGUUUUUUUUUUUUUUUUUUAAAUGUUUGUUUUGUUUUGCUUGGCUUCAAAGUGUACACCAGCAAGUCUUUGGUUUCCAUGUGCAGUAUUGACGUGAGGUAAACUUAAGGUGAAUAAUUUUACAGUGGUGUGUGUGGAGAGCAAAUCUCCUCGGCUUUGGUAGUAUUAAUACACUAUAUCAAGUAAAAACAAAACCAAUGAGUGACACAUUUGGGUGCAUCUAGGCAUCAUGGAGAUGUGUAUACUGUGUAUGAUUAAAUUAUCCCCACAGGAUCAAUUCAGGCAUAAUAUAAUGUAACACCAUUUUCUGUAUAUCUCAGUCCAUUGUAACAAUACAACAGGGGGCUGAAUAACUGCCUGUUUAAGCUCAUUUACCUCAAGAAUUUCCUCCUUUUCUGUAAAAGAGACAGAAAUUGUGUUACAGAAAGCUUCUCACAUCACUCCAUCUUUUGUACUGCUGUUGACACUUACAAAUUAAAGAGACAUUUUGUUUUAA